Messenger RNA from Recurvomyces mirabilis, 594 nucleotides. RefSeq lists its product as uncharacterized. The transcript is spliced from 2 exons. The record is from RefSeq and is a predicted model, not a curated record. Bases 1 to 594 code for a protein of 197 amino acids. Gene Ontology annotation, cellular component: cytoplasm. NCBI's taxonomy places the organism in Eukaryota, Fungi, Ascomycota, Dothideomycetes, Mycosphaerellales, Teratosphaeriaceae. Gene Ontology annotation, molecular function: oxidoreductase activity.
AUGGCUCAUCUACCUGCUUUUGAGCAAUUGGCCAAGGAAGAAGGUAUUACUGAUGAUAUAUGCCUCAAAUUUGGUGAGACGUUCGACGCCGCGAUGACUGAGGAGGCCUGGUCUCGUCUUAAGAGCUCAUACGACAACAUGCGCAGGAAUCAUGGCGCCGACAAUGAGAUCGUCCGGCAGUGCAGAGUCAUUGAAGACGCUGCGAGCGCAGAAGGUUUUACACAGAUGAAAAAUGCCAUAGCGGCCAUUGUUCAUCCUGCUGGUCAAGUGUGGCCAUACAAAUUCGUGCAAGCACUCUUGAGAAUACUCCUCGAAGCAGGAAACCUGAAUUUACAAGCACAUACACCUGCACAGCAGAUAUCCGAGCGAGACACCGAUGGUUGGAUCACGGUCACAACUGAUCGGGGUUCGAUACGAGCCAAAGCGGUCAUCCACUCCACCAAUGCCUUUGCCUCACACCUACUACCUGAGUUUGAGAAGCUGAUCGUGCCUGAACGAUGCACUCUUGCUGCAGUCAACGCCCCUGCAGGUUUCAUUAAGCACACUGGUGCCCAACACUGGGAUGCUAGUGUCAAUGUAGGUGAUCAGCUUUGA